AGUAGGAAUAUAAUUGGCAAACGUUGAAUAUUAGUUUCUAGAUAGGAUUAUUUUUUUUUUUAGAUGUAAAAAUAUAAUUAAGAUGACAAAGUUCCAAAAGAGGCAACUGACAUGCUCGAUGUAUUUAUUUUAUUAUUAUUUACAUAGCGUAAAUACAAGGAACAAUGACAUUUGACAUUUUAUGAUUUUCGUGAAACCAAUAUUUUUUUUUUUUUUUUUUUUUACUUCAAGGUCGUAAAAUAUCAAUGAAGCAUAAAAUAUUUUAUUAAGCUUUCGAUAUCUCAUUUGACCAAACUCUUCGUUAUUCUAUAUUUAGAUAACUUUCAGACGACAAGGAAUUAAUAAGAAAUCAUGCGAAAUAAUUUGUGAUAUAUCACGAACAUUAUCGUUAUUUAUCGCAUAUUUUUGAAUCAAGUUUUUUUCAUUUAUUUUUUUUAAUGAAAAAAAUUUUAUUUUAUUUAAUCACAACUUUUGUUAUUUUUUAAACAUAUUUCAUAAAAUUCUCAAUUAUCUUAUUUUAUUCUUAAAUAAUUCUUCCUUUCUUUUUUCUUUUUUUUUUUUUUUUUUCUUAUUAAUUAAACGUAGCGUCGAGAAAGUUCUUAUAAGUUCUUUCGCUAAAGCUAAGAUUUGUCAUCUAUUCCCUUCCUCUUUCUAUAUGGUUUCUCUUGAUCAAACAAAAAGUUGCCGCAGGUUGAAGUAAAUUCCUGUUGGUCUUUUUGUUGCGACUGGUUACUAGUUCUUCACAACGACUUCCCUUUUUUACCUGCUUCCCCUUUGAUCAAAUGGAACGUUGGCUUUAAGUUCAAGUGAAUUUCCAUUGGCCAUCUUUGUUCUACGAUUGUUGGACGGUUUUCUUUCAUGAAUAAAGAAAAUGUGAAUACUAGAAACGAGUGGGCAUCGUUAUGCGAACAAUUCCAUCUACCCAACGGCUGCGUGAACAGCGGGGUUGGCCUUAAACAAAUUUACCUUAGGUAUCUGGACAGAUAUGAAAAAGUACAUUUCCUGGGAGAAGAUGGCCAACAAGCUGACGACGAUGACGAGGAUUCCAGACACAGAAAAUGGUCUGCUAGGGCAUUACACUCUGUUCCUCUUACUUAUAAUCAUCAUCAACACAAUGUCGCAGAAUCUCUCCGUGAAUACAACGGCCUUUCGUCCGAUCUUUAUAAGCCAUCCAACUACGAUAAACUCGCGCUAUCUCUUCUCUCGCCACUUCCCAACGAGCAAGACUUCGCCAUCAAUGUCUGCACGCUGCUAUCGAACGAGGGCAAGCAUAUCCUACGCCUCGACAAAUAUCCCCGUCUCGUGAACAUACUCUUGGCGCACGCGGGUGUCUUCGAUUCACCUGGAACGCGGCAGCUCUUCAUCGAGGUUUAUUCCCGCGUGAGGAAUUAUUCCAUCAACUCUUUCUGGUCGGACGUCCUCGACUCGCAGGACGUGAUAGAUCUUACGAAUGAAAGGACGUUCAUGAAGAAACCGACCACCGCCAGCCCCCAGACCUUCUCCAGGCGGAAAAUAUUGGAGAGGGAGAAACAGAACAAAAGCGCCGCGUCCACGGAGAACGGAGAUGAGGCGUCAACGUCGAUGGAAGUCGACGGGGUGAUGCCAGACUGUUCGAGAUUAGAUCCGAUUGGAUCUCAUCAAGAUGAAACUUUAAGAGAUCAAAAUCAAAACUCGAUAAAAUUUGAAGAAGAAGAUAAAGAUUUGUUUUGUGUUGGGCGAACAUUGGGAACGCAGGAUCCUUAUGGUCAACGUGUGCUACAAAUAGCAUCUAUUUUACGGAAUUUAAGUUUUACUCCAGAAAACGCUGCUGUAUUAGGAAGGAAUCGGUGUUUCUUGAGAUUCGUAUUACUCUGUGUAAGAGCGAGGUGGAGUAAUCUGCAUCAACUUGGUUUUGAUAUAUUAGGGAACAUAGCAAAUGAAAUAGUCUUAAAAGAAGCUGGUGAGAGGAUAACAGAUGUUGUAUUGUCAUGUGUGGCAAAGGGAAUUGAAUCCCAAGACAGGUUCAUUGUUAUUUCCUGCUUGGAGGUGCUUAAUAAAAUUAGCCAACAAGACAGCAAUGAAGAAAUCGUUACGUUUGGAUUAGAAGAUAAUGUAUAUGAACUAAUAUGCAGAUUUUUAGCUCUGAACGACAUAGCUCUUUUAGUAUAUACCUUGGAAUGCUUGUACGCGUUGACUUCGUUAGGUGAAAGGCCAUGUACUAGCGUCGCGCGGGUACGCGGAGCUAUCGACACAUUAGUUGCUCUUGUUACUGUAGAAGCGCAGAGUUAUGGGCCGAAAGCUUGUAUUUUGAUGAGAGUUAUCGAAACAGUGUCCACGGUAGCACCACCACCCAAUGCUACUCAGAAUACUACUCCUGUCACAGCUACUGCGCCAGCAGUAACGGUGUCCUCCUCUGUGCCAACAACUCCAGCUACAGUUACUGCAACGCCAGCUCCUGUAAGCCCAGCACCUUCGCGACCAACGACUCCAGCUGCAAUUACAACAAAAUCUACUACGCACAAAGCAGUUGAGACGAAUAAUUCGCUUCAGCAACAACAUGCACAUCAACAAAUCAUUCAAGAAAACGAGCAAUUUGCUUUGAGUUGGUUAAGAGCUACUUUCGAACCAGCACAGGGAAUCCGUAUAGAGCAAGAAGAAUUGUACAAGAAAUAUCUUGGUUGCUGCACAAAGAUUGGUAGAAGAGGUGUUAUUGCUCCACUUCAUUUUCCUAGAUGCGUUAGAUCUGUAUUUGGUGGAAGCGUCGGACCAAAUCCAUUGAAAGGUGAAACAAGUGGUACUCAGUAUUACGAAGGAAUCCGAGUACGGGCCACAUCUCCCCAAGUAACUUAUCCGAGCCAAACUGCAGUUGGGACUAACACAGCUCCAAUUCCAGCAGCCAACGCAACGCCAGUAAAGGUGCUUCCCGUACAACAGCGUACAAUCAAGAGUAUAAGUCCUGCUCCUGAUAGCACGGCCCUAGACAAUCCUGCAUCUGGGCCUCCAAGAACCCCUGCCCCAGCAUCGCCUAUCCUUAAAGCCCAAUUGUCUGCUCCACCAAAACCACCAUCCAGUAUCUCGAACACUGCAACUCAAUCCCAAAAUCCAGUCACCAAGGUUGAUUCUAAAAGUCAGGUGUCAGUAUCACAUCCUCACCUGAGUCAAGCAUUGCUGUCAAGUGGCUCCCAAACACAAUCACAACAACAAGUACAACAAGUACAGCAACAAUGUCAAACUGUCCAGGUAGUUGCAAAGGAAGAUAAUCGAAGUGGUACUACAUCCAGUUCCAUAAUAAAAAGCCUUCUGGCUACUAAGGUAACGGUUAGCAGCGACUGCAUGCCCAGUACUGCUGCGACUUGUGUGUCUACCCCUACUGCCUGUGUAACAAACACUACUGCUAGCAUCGCAUCCAGCAUCAGUGCCAACCAGCUAAUAACCAGCAACCAGGUUGCGCAACGCCAACAACAACAAAGGCUAUUACAACAGCAAUUAACUAAUAUAUCGCAACCAGCUGCAACUACAACUUUAACUACAAUACUCCCAAAGACACCUGUCAACUCAAAGCAAAAGCCAACUAUCACACCCAUUCCUGCCAAAAAAAUACAAAGGCUCAAUGGAGCUAAAUUUAUUAUGACUAAUAAUUGUGACAAGACUGAAGUAAAUGAUAAUGAAAAUGUCAACCAAAUACCAACUUCAACGACUUCUUCCACAAUGGUUUUAAAUUCAACCGAAAAUCACAUAUCGUCAAACAUUAAAGUAUGUCGGCCUCCAGCAACAACUAUAACUACAGCAAACAAAGCUAUUCAACGUUCAACUUGUACAUCAAUAGCUGAGGAUUCGGAUUCGACUAAUAAUUCUUUGGCAUCCAGUAGUGGUAUUGGUGGUAGUAGGGACUGUUCUGGUGUCGGUAUAGAAGAAGAUAAUUCUUUGACAAGUUUCGAAGGAAUUCUGUUAAAUGGUGCACCAAGUAAUAUGGAUAUCGAUGCCCAAGAAGAUUCAUCAAAAGAUUCAUCUAGUAUAACGUCUAAAGAGAAACCUCUGCAAAGUAUGAUGCUUGCAGAUUUAUUAGAACGGAAAGUUGACAAAGAGCCUAUUUUGAAUGGUGUUUUAGGAAAAAAUUCGAUUAAUGAAAAAGGAAUGGACUUAGUAGAAAAUCACAUUAAGAAAGUAUUAAAAGAAUCUCCUACAGACAUUAAAAUAAAAACCGAAGUAGAAGAAGGUAAUGUUAUACAGACAGAAGUUUCUGAAGAUACUUUAAUUGAAGCACCUAGAGGAAUAAAACGAGCUGCCAGUGAGUCGGAUGAAGUAGAUGUAAAAAAAGUAAAAUAUUCUAAUGGUACUAUGUCACCUGAUCCUGCUGUUGAUUCGACCACUGCUGAAUCCACUGUCUCGAGUAUAAAAUCUGAGGAACAGGAUGAUGAUAAGGAUAGUGAGAAAGCAACUGUAUCUUCUACAGCCGCAAAUCUUUACGCUGCUCUGGCUGCAGAUUGUAUAGAAGACGAAAUUGACCUUGAUGAAAAUGUUACUGUUAAUGUCCAGGAAGAAACUACUACUACGAUAAAAGAAGAACCUCAUAUAUUUGUCAAUCAAAUUAAUCAACAACAAUCAUCUCAACAACAACAAUCGCAACCGACACCACAGCAACAGCCACAGCAACCGCCGCCGCAACCGCAACAAUCGCAACCUCAAAUGCAACAGCAACCACAACCUCAUCCUCAACAACAACCUCAACAACAACUUAUUGUCGCAGCACCUAGGCAAAUAGUAGUGCAACAAACAAUACAAUCGAAUAAUCAAGUUCUUAUUCCAACUAGUGCAGUGAAAGGAAGGCAAGCGCAACCUCAACCACAAGUUUUAUUGCAACAAGGAGCAGGAGGUCAAUUACAGUAUGUUGUUUCUGGUGGCGUCCCUGGUCAAAAUUACGUUUUAGCUCAACCACAAACAACGCUGGUUCAAGGUCAAGCGCAAACUGUGUUAGUAGCUCAAACAACACAACAGCAGGGAACAGGUGCAAAAACGAUAAUUAUUUUGCAAUCUCAAGCAGCUGCCCAACCAACUCAGCAAAAAAUGGUGGCCGUAACUCCUCAGGGACAGCAGGUUGUCGUUACACAAGUUUCACGUCCUAUCUUGCAGAGUCCAGCGCUCGGCAAUAUACCUCCACCUUUGGUUCCAACGUCUGGCACAAUUCCACAAACUUCGAUAAUAGUGAACAGUUCUGUAGCACAAACAAAUCCAAAUACAGUGACCGUUACAAUUCCCGCGAUGGCUCAACAAACACCAGUGUCAACGAGUGUGCCAUCAAGAGUGGUAACACCAACACCAGCCUCUACUCCACCGCCUACUAGACCCACUACACCUCAUCAGGCAGCAGCAACGCAUGGAUUACCGACAAAACAACCUGCUAAAGUAAUAAAGACUGUCAGUUCUUCAACCUCUACUGAACCAGAAUCUAAGCCAUCUACGAGCCAAAAUCAACCAGAAAAAACUAUUACAAUAAAAAUUGAUCCCAAUGCAUAUUUAUGUGAAUGGCGAGGUUGUUUAAGGCAAUUUAAAACACCACAUGAAGUUUAUCUUCAUGUAUGCGAAACACAUUGUCCAUCUGGUGGAGAGGAAAUAUUAUGUCUUUGGGCAAGCUGUGAUGCCUUGAAAAGACGAAGAUUUUCAUUGAUGACACAUUUGUAUGAUAGGCAUUGUAAUGCGGAAACAAUGUCGAUAAGAAGGAAACAAUUAACGGUAACAGGUAAAACCGAAGUUUCUACAUCGACACCGCCAACUCCUCAUCACCCUGGAUAUGCACCGAAUGCAGCAUUCCAUGCUAUUAAACGGCACGCUUUGGAGUUUGUAAAUCCAAAGGAGUUAAUGCAAAGGCCGACCAAGCCCGCUGCAGCCACUUCAAGCUCUUCUUCUCCCAGACCUGGGCAAAAUCCUCCACCAGAACAGGAUGACAACGAAGGUCCUGUGACCAAAAGUAUUCGCUUGACAGCAGCUCUUAUUCUUAGAAACCUAGUCAUAUAUUCAACACAUGGCAGAAGACAUCUUAGAGCGUACGAACCACAUUUGGCAGGAGUCGCAUUAAGUAAUGUUGAAUCAUCAAGAACAAUCGCACAAGUUCUGUAUGAUAUGAAUGAUCAAAGUAGCAGUAACCAUAGGUGACCUCUUGAACCAGGCCUCUAAAAGAAAGCUUUUUCAUCCUGCGAACAGCGAUCAAUUCGUUUAUUUUGAAUUUUAGUGUAAAGUGAAAGAACAAAA
Molecule: messenger RNA, 6225 nt
Organism: Apis cerana (Asiatic honeybee)
Lineage: Eukaryota; Metazoa; Arthropoda; Insecta; Hymenoptera; Apidae
Gene: Bap170
Product: Brahma associated protein 170kD
Biological process (GO): regulation of DNA-templated transcription
Cellular component (GO): SWI/SNF superfamily-type complex
Molecular function (GO): DNA binding
Source: RefSeq, a predicted model, not a curated record